AGAGCGAGUAGAGCCUCGUCCAGCUCCGGCAGGCGGCGGGCCCAGGAGCGCAGCGCAGCUCAGCUCAGCCCUAUCCGCUAGCGCGAACUGAGCUGCUAGCCUAACGCUGCCGCCGAAAGGCGGUGAUGGAGGCAGGUGCUGCCGGCCGCACCAUGGACUGGCCGCGCCUGCUGCUGCUGCUGCUCCUAGGGGUGUCCCUCGGAGGUGCCCAGGAGCCAUGUCCCACAGGCCUGUACACCCACAGUGGCGAGUGCUGCAAAGCCUGCAAUGUGGGGGAGGGCGUGGCCCAGCCCUGCGGAGCCAACCAGACUGUGUGUGAGCCCUGCCUGGACAGUGUGACGUUCUCCGACGUGGCGAGUGCCACCGAGCCGUGCAAGCCGUGCACGGAGUGCGUGGGCCUGCAGAGCAUGUUGGCGCCGUGCGUGGAGGCCGACGACGCCGUGUGCCGCUGCGCCUAUGGCUACUACCAGGACGAGAUCACCGGCCUCUGCGAGGCGUGCAGCGUUUGCGAGGCGGGCUCGGGCCUCGUGUUCUCCUGCCAGGGCAAGCAGAACACCGUGUGCGAGGAGUGCCCUGAUGGCACGUACUCCGACGAGGCCAACCACGUGGACCCGUGCCUGCCCUGCACCGUGUGCGAGGACACCGAGCGCCAGGUCCGCGAGUGCACGCGCUGGGCAGACGCCGAGUGCGAGGAGAUCCCUGGUCGUUGGAUUACACGGUCCCCGCCCCCGGAGGGCUCAGACAGCAUGGCCCCCAGCACCCAGGAGCCCGAGGUCCCUCCAGAACAAGACAUCAUAGCCAGCACGGUGGCAGAUGUGGCGACCACAGUGAUGGGCAGCUCUCAGCCCGUGUUGACCCGAGGCACCACUGACAAGCUCAUCCCUGUCUACUGCUCCAUCCUAGCUGCUGUGGUUGUGGGUCUCGUGGCCUAUAUUGCCUUCAAGAGGUGGAACAGCUGUAAGCAGAAUAAGCAGGGUGCUAACAGCCGGCCUGUGAACCAGACGCCCCCACCUGAAGGAGAAAAACUCCACAGUGACAGUGGCAUCUCUGUGGACAGCCAGAGCCUGCAUGACCAGCAGCCCCACACGCAGACGGCCUCAGGCCCUGCACUCAAGGGUGAUGGAGGCCUCUACAGCAGCCUGCCCCCAGCCAAAAGGGAGGAGGUGGAGAAGCUGCUCAACGGCUCUGCUGGGGACACCUGGAGGCACCUGGCAGGCCAGCUGGGCUACCAGCCUGAGCACAUAGACUCCUUCACCCACGAGGCCUGCCCUGUCCGUGCCCUGCUUGCCAGCUGGGCCGCCCAGGACAGCGCGACGCUCGAUGCCCUCUUGGAUGCCCUGCACCGCAUCGAGCGACCCGACAUUGCGGAGAGCCUGUGCAGCGAGUCCACGGCCACGUCCCCUGUGUGAGCCCACCAGGGAGUCCCUGCCCUGCCCCCACGUUCUGAGGAUGGAUGCUCCAGCCAACCCCCAUGGAGCCCAUCCCCCCUGGGGUGGGCCAGCCUGGCAGAGCUGAGCUCCUCUGGGCAGGGCCUCGAGCCCAGGCCCCCAAACCACAGCCCUGUCGCUGCUCCUGUGUGGCCCCCUCGCUUCUGAUCACAUUCCCUCUCAAGCAAGAGAAGGGAGCCUCCCCACCCCUGCCUCUCGCCAUCUUGGGCCUUCUCCUUCCUUCUCCCCACUGCUGGGUGGGCCAGCCCCUCCCACCUAGCAGGUGUCCUAUCUGGGGGUCUGACGCCAGGGAUGGUA
Molecule: messenger RNA, 1745 nt
Organism: Marmota flaviventris (yellow-bellied marmot)
Lineage: Eukaryota; Metazoa; Chordata; Mammalia; Rodentia; Sciuridae
Gene: Ngfr
Product: nerve growth factor receptor
Biological process (GO): Rho protein signal transduction
Cellular component (GO): plasma membrane; cell surface
Molecular function (GO): death receptor activity; coreceptor activity; nerve growth factor binding
Source: RefSeq, a predicted model, not a curated record